UUUAGUUGUCUCUGUACUGCGCAUGCGCGCGCUUCUUCAACAUGGCGGCGCGCAUGAAACUGCAGUGUUUGGAUGAGUUUCCUUCGCACAUACACCCGCUGCACGUCCUCGUCAACAAAUCACAAUUCACUCAGAAGUUUACAGGUCGCGACGGACUCGCACACGCAUUGUGUAUUUCACCGGUGGACCAUCAGUCGUCAUCGAAACGGGGCUUUAUAGUGAGCGCGCACGUCAGCGAGGCUGAAGAGACGAGUGUCAACACUCACUCGUGUUUGACUGUGCACGUGAGCAGAUCUUUCCUCACGCAUUACGAUGUGAAGGAUCAUUCCGAGGGGUGUGCUCGUCCGCAGAGUCUACUGCCGCUGAGCAGGGUCGUGUUAGGCGCUAGGACCCAGCAGAGCUUCAGAUGGGCUUCAUCUGAGCAGUUCAGCGAUGCUUUAUUGUUCCUUUGCAGCACCUGUCAUGAGCAAGCACUACUGGCGAGACAGGGGGAUGUGUUACUUCUGCCAUAUCAUCCGUCAUUGGGUGCCGAAGCAGCACAGUAUCAGUCAGAUGUGCUCGUGCUGGAGUGCACACCUGUCAAUCAGGGCAGGAUCACAGUUGACACGUGUCUGCUGCUGUCAGACUGUACAGAUCUCGGCAGCAUCAGCACCAGCAGACUGUCAGCAGCAUCCUCUCUGUUCGUCUCUGAUUUUGCUCAGUACGUCAACAGUUUGAGCUCCAGCAGCUGCUUGCUAAACUGUAAAACCAUGGCAGGCUCAGACUUCAGUGCAGUCCUGCAGGCUCUCGAGGCUCGACUGGAUGUCCGGGUGCUUGAUGUCUCAAGUCUUUAUAAACCCGGAGGAAUCCUGUCCGGUCUCGAUCAAAGAGAUGCUGUGGAUAUUGACAGCGUUAUUUUUGUAAACAAGAGCUUGUUGUUGAAACUGGGCGUGUUUAAUGGAGAGUGGGUGAUUGCGUCCAUCCCAUCAGAGAAAAUUAAACAAAAGAGACGAGACAAAGUUCAUCUAGUUACAAUCAAGGCAUUUGAAGCAGUUAGACACCAGGAGCUGGAUGUGAAUGUGGGAUUUAUAUCGCCCGUUCAAUGGUUUAACUUGUCUGGUGGGAUGCCAGUACCAGUUGGAAAUAUUACCAUCAAAAUAAAGAGGUGGAAUAAAGCAUCACAUGCAGCAUCACAGGUUUCCGCAAGCGCAUGUCGAUUUGCAGCCCCGCCGUUUGCUAAGGAGCUGCGCAUUGAAGCCGUUAUAUCCCCGGAUUACAACUGUCAUGGACCUUUUGACAGUAUCCUUUAUAAACACUUCAGUAGAGCAAGACUCGUUCAGCGGGGUCAUUUACUGGCAAUCCCAUCACAAGGGCAUCCUGAUCUUAUAGAGAACAGCACUGAAGGAAUUUUCAGGUGGCCUGUGCUGUAUUUCAGAGUAAAGCGUGCGUGCGGUUUUUCUGAAGAUGAGGAUGAGCUUUCUUCAUAUCUGGCUGAUUCUGAUCACACAACACUGUACAUGGAAAGCCCCGCCCACAGUCACUCCCCCUGCUCAGUGUUCCAGAAAGACAGCGUGUCUUACUGGACAAGUCUCUGUCCUCCGGGUCUGUCCGGUACUGUAGAGAAACUGGUGACCAUCAUUCAACCCUACUUCAGUGACAGCUCCGUAACAUUAAAGCGAGGCUGUUCUGUGAUUCUGACGGGUCCGAAUGGCAGCGGUAAAUCAACAGCACUUAGAGCGGCUACCAGGAGGUUACAUCUACAUCUGAUCCAGGUGGACACUGUCACUGUCUGCGGAGACACUGCAGCUGCGUGUGAGGUUAAGAUGAAGUCCGUCUUUGAGAGGGCGGAGCUCCAUCAUCCAUGCGUUCUGUUGCUAAGGAACCUUCAGUUGCUCGGUCAGCCGCGGGACGGCACUGAGGUAGACUGUAGGGUCGUCUCUACGCUCUGUCAGCUCAUAGCAGCUCUUCCUGUCAGUGUGGUUGUGGUGGGCUCAGUCAGCAGCAGACGAGAGCUCUCUUCAGAUGUAAUGACAGCAUUUGUACAUCAGGUGGCAGUAGAGAGUCCCACAGAAGAACAGAGGAGAACGAUGCUGUCCAGUCUCAGCGAAGACAUGCCAUUGGGGAAAGACGUAAAUCUCGGCAAGAUAGCCAAACAGACAGCUGGCUUUGUUUUAGGGGAUAUCUGCGCGCUUCUUACCAGCGCAGGUAAAGCCGCUCACAGAAGACUUUUGAAGACAUUCUUUCCAGAUGGGGCGAACGAACAGGAAGAAGAAGAUCUGUGUGUAUCAGGUGUGAGCGUUCUGUCUGAAGACUUCAGCACGGCACUGGACGCCCUACAGGAAGCUCAUUCACAGGCCAUAGGAGCUCCAAAAAUCCCAUCCGUCAGAUGGCAGGAUAUUGGUGGACUGCAGCAGGUUAAGAAAGAGAUUCUGGACACUAUUCAGCUUCCUCUGGAUCAUCCAGAACUGCUGUCACUAGGUCUGAGACGAUCGGGUCUGCUGCUGUAUGGCCCGCCUGGCACUGGAAAAACACUGCUGGCUAAAGCCGUAGCCACCGAAUGCUCCAUGACCUUCCUCAGUGUAAAAGGACCUGAACUCAUAAACAUGUAUGUCGGUCAAAGCGAAGAAAACAUUCGAGAGGUGUUUAGUAAGGCCAAAUGUGCGGCUCCUUGUAUUGUGUUCUUUGAUGAGUUGGACUCAUUGGCUCCUAACAGAGGUCACAGUGGAGACUCUGGAGGAGUCAUGGACCGGGUUGUGUCACAGCUAUUAGCAGAACUCGAUGGUCUUCAUUCAUCUGGAGAUGUAUUUGUGAUUGGAGCGACCAAUCGUCCAGACCUACUGGACCAAUCACUGCUCAGGCCUGGCAGAUUUGACAAAUUAGUGUAUGUUGGAAUUAACAAAGACAAGGAGUCACAACUUCAGGUUCUCAAAGCAAUCUUACGCAAGUUUAAAGUGGAUUCAAGUGUGUCUCUAUCUGAGGUGGUGGACUGUUGUCCAUCUCAUCUGACUGGUGCAGAUCUUUAUGCUCUCUGCUCAGACGCCAUGAUGUGUGCCAUCAAGAGAAAGAUCUGUCGUAUCACCGAAGGUGUUGAUUUAGAGACUUCUGCAUUGACGUUGUGUCCUCAAGACUUCAGUCAGGCUCUCGAAGGUCUUCAAUCGUCCGUCUCUGAGCAGGAACUCAAUAGAUAUAAAAUCAUUCAACAGAAAUUCAGUGUUAAAUAACACAAGAACCAGCAGAUGGGCUCAGGCUCUGUUGUUUUGUGUUGGCUAAAGAAACCAUUCAUCAUUUUAUUGAUUUCUGAACAGAAAGACAAAAACAGUCAAAUGUGUAUUGAUCUUAAAUCUUUUCUUUCCUGUCCCACAGGAUCUUCAGUAAUUGGUAUUUAAUGCUUGAAUGAAACUCAGUCAUGUUGAAUAAUGGCAGAAUAAAACGUUCAUUGACUUACAGAAUCAGUUUAUUGAUUCUGUAAGUCUAUGAACUAUUACUCUU
Molecule: messenger RNA, 3468 nt
Organism: Misgurnus anguillicaudatus (oriental weatherfish)
Lineage: Eukaryota; Metazoa; Chordata; Actinopteri; Cypriniformes; Cobitidae
Gene: pex6
Product: peroxisomal biogenesis factor 6
Biological process (GO): protein import into peroxisome matrix
Cellular component (GO): cytosol; peroxisomal membrane
Molecular function (GO): ATP hydrolysis activity; ATP binding
Source: RefSeq, a predicted model, not a curated record